UAACGAAAACACGGUGGAGUUCAAACAUAACCUCUUCGAAUGAUUUGUUUUGUGAGUUUGCUCGACAGUGUUAUUCUUCGAAAAAAUAAAAAAGCGACAUAGAAUUAAAAAUUACUGUAACAGCAAGCAAAGAAACCUUUUGGAAUAGUAAAGAAAUACUGACAGGGAUUUAAUUUUUCUCUUCCUCUCGAAAGGAGUUGGUUUCGAGUUCACCUUAAACUGUCGAUAUGUUGAUCCUCACUCGAAGUCUCUUACGACAUAAUCUACUGGAAAGAUGCUUAACGAGUGUUCCCCGAUCGAUCCAGUAUCUGAGUACGGUGAGCGAAGCUCCGACCGUUGAACAGCAUCUUUCACAAUCAAAGGUUCCACGCCUGAAGACGAUUUACAAACUUCCGUUCAUCAAAGAGGCAAAUUUCAUCAACAAAAUGAAAUUCCACCACACAGUCGUAUUGGGUAUCUACGUUCCGGUUGCUUGUUACAGUUAUAUUUUUCAAACUAGCAGUCCGGAAUACAUCAUUAUAAUUGGAGUUUGGAUUGUCUCUAUAACUGCACUGCUCUAUUCUCUCGGACAUUUCUGCAACAAUUUAAUAGGAUUUAUUUAUUACAAUGAACAUAACAAAAUGUUGAGGUUAUCCUAUGUCGCCACCUACGGAGGCAGGAAGGACCUCGACUUGCCAUUGUCAGACAUAGUAGGGCUUUCCCCGCCGAAAUCUAAUUUUCUGGCCAGGAUGUAUGAAAAUCUACGAGUCAAGUCUCCCAACAAUACGUUCAAGUUAAACCUCAGUGCUGGAAAGAUAUUGGACUACGAACUGUUCGAAACGGUACUGAAGGGCAACCCGUGAAAUGCUCCGAAGCAGCGUAGCUCUGUGAAUCUGAAUUCUAGAGGAUAAGAGAAGACAAGAUUAAGUGCUCCAUCUCACCGUUGACUCUUAUCGAUUGCAUUUUUACCGUAGUAUAAUGGAAAUGUAUAUAAAAGAAGAAACAUGGAACCAAAAUUAAAAACGACACGUUAAAGGGACUUCACCUUAAA
Messenger RNA from Orussus abietinus, 1030 nucleotides. RefSeq names its product transmembrane protein 186. Gene Ontology annotation, cellular component: mitochondrion. The transcript is spliced from 2 exons. Lineage: Eukaryota; Metazoa; Arthropoda; Insecta; Hymenoptera; Orussidae. The record is from RefSeq and is a predicted model, not a curated record. Bases 228 to 842 code for a protein of 204 amino acids.